Messenger RNA from Vanrija pseudolonga, 1940 nucleotides. RefSeq names its product Chromatin structure-remodeling complex subunit sfh1 (gene sfh1). The record is from RefSeq and is a predicted model, not a curated record. The coding region runs from base 263 to 1891 and encodes 542 amino acids. Gene Ontology annotation, cellular component: nucleus; nuclear chromosome. The transcript has 3 exons. Gene Ontology annotation, biological process: chromatin remodeling; positive regulation of pseudohyphal growth by positive regulation of transcription from RNA polymerase II promoter. Gene Ontology annotation, molecular function: transcription coregulator activity. NCBI's taxonomy places the organism in Eukaryota, Fungi, Basidiomycota, Tremellomycetes, Trichosporonales, Trichosporonaceae.
CGCGAGGCGGGCGGAGGAUGCGAAGGAUGCAACAAGACGCACAACAUCGACGCCACGCGCCUUUGUUGCCUCCAUCCGCCAGCCAUCCGUCGCGCCGUAGCCUCGCCUCGCCUCGAAUCCGCCCAUUCCGUUCCAUCAGCAUCUGUGUAGUCCUUUGCUAACCACGCAAAACCACUUCCGCCAUCGACAUCCACCUCCUUGUUUGCCCACGACUUGUCUCGCUUCGACUUCGCCUUUUCAACCUUCUUGCACUUUGCUCCCCAUGACAACCUACUAUCGACCGGUAGCUCCAGGCGCGCCGUAUCAACAAUAUGCGACCCCGACACGCCAGCCAGGCGCGCUCCCCGCCGGAUACCAGCAAGCUCAGCAGGUGUUGAUGGCGCAGGCGCAGCAACGGCCAGUCCAUCAGCAGCCAGCACCAGCCCCACAACCGCGUCAGGCUGUCUACUACCCAGAGACGUACCCCCCGGGCCCGCUUGGCUUCUUCCUCGCCCCGCCAGGCCAGCGCACCUUUGAUCACACGCUCCAGUCGACGCCAGUCACCCAGGGCUUCUUCACGACGUACCCGUCGCGCAUGCGAACUGGUGUCACGACACUUGUGCAGCCAGAGACAGUUACUGGUGGUCCCAAGGAGCGCGAGUAUUUUCUUGCCGAGCUCGACCGCGAGCUCGCUGGCGCGCGCAGCUCGGGUCAGUCUACCCCACGGAUCGAGAGCCCCGCACCGCACCUGUCUCGGAAAUCCACGACGACGACACUGUCCGGCCGCCGAGCAGGACGCGUCAACUACGCGGAGAAGGAAGAAUCCGAAGAGGAAGAGGAGAGCAGCGAGGAGGAGAUCGGCGAGGCCGCCAGCGAUCCCGAAGACGACAACUAUGGAGAACGGAGACGCCGUCGCGACACGGGGUUGAGCGCCGACCACUUGGCGAGCAUGCGCAUCGGACGGAUCAAGAAGAAGCACUCGGAGCUGGAGCGCGGAUGGACAUGGCUUGGAGAUCGCGUGCCCGCCGAGCGCGUCAAGUCGGAGAUUGCGCGGGUGACCAAGCACAAGAUUGUGCCGGAAGAGUUACUCGCGUCCGAGGCCGAACGACCAGAGAUGCUCGUGCCGAUCACGGUCGACUAUGACGUGCCGUCGCCGACUGGGGACCAGACGGGUAUCAAGAUCAAGGACAGAUUCCUGUGGAACGCCAACGAGCCGUUCUACAAGCCCCUCGAGUUUGCGACCGUGUUCUGCGAGGACCUGGGCAUCCCGGUUCAGCACGCCGAGACGCUGGCCGAGCUCAUCCAGGCGCAGUUGGAGGAGGCGCAGAGCACCGUCGUGAUCGACCUUGGAACGGAAGACGCCACGCCUGAGGAGGUCGUGUGGUCUGAUGGCGAGGGCGAGAGCAUGGAGGUGGAUGAGAAUGGCGAGGCGACGUUUGCCGAGCCCGAUUGUCGCAUCGUCAUCAACCUCGACGUCCAGAUCAACACGCACGUCCUUCGCGACCGCAUCGAGUGGGACCUGUCAUCCAACCUGCCCCCAGCAGAGUUUGCGCGCCACUACUGCGCCGAGCUGGGUCUCACGGGCGAGGCUGUGCCGCUCGUCGCGCACGCCAUCCACGAGGAGCUCAUGAAGCACAAGCGCGAUGCGCUCGAGCUCGACCUGUUUGCGCGUACGCAUCCGCAGGAGCAGGCCAAGUGGGAGAAGUCUGGGCCGAGCGGUAUCCCUCGCACGACGCACCGCCACGGGCCAAAGGGCCUGGUCGGUGUGUGGCGUGACUGGUGGGAGCGCGACGAGUUCAGCCCUGUGCUUGUCGAGCUCACGACCGAGGAGAUGGAGCGCCGCGAGGUGGAGAGAAACCGCGAGGCGCGUCGUAUGAUGAGGACGCUGGCGACGUCGAAGCGCCGGCGAUAGGCAUAGGGUGUGGGGCGUCGUAUGCGUGGUAUAUAUGCAUAGUACGAUG